This is a messenger RNA of Osmia lignaria (orchard mason bee), 4887 nucleotides long. It is a transcript of the gene lqfR, whose product is annotated as clathrin interactor lqfR. Gene Ontology annotation, biological process: 'de novo' cotranslational protein folding. Gene Ontology annotation, molecular function: telomeric repeat DNA binding; Hsp90 protein binding. NCBI's taxonomy places the organism in Eukaryota, Metazoa, Arthropoda, Insecta, Hymenoptera, Megachilidae. The record is from RefSeq and is a predicted model, not a curated record. Gene Ontology annotation, cellular component: cytosol.
AAUAGGUAUUUUAUAUUUGUCAAGGUGAACGUAUUUUAUGAUCCAUAAGAUUCAUAGAUGAAAUUCAUUCUGAUAGUUUAAACAGUUGAAGGUUUUUAGUUAACAACAGUUAACAAUCACGCGAAAUUGUAUCGUGGAAAGAUAAAGUGUUACGUAGUGGAAAGAGUCGUGAUAAUGAAAAGUGAGGUUGGCAGAAGUAAAACACCUGUGACGAUUAUUUAGUUUAAUGGAACGUGGAAGGGAUAACAUGGCCACCGCCUGGUGACGUUCGUUCGCCGUUGCUGUCGCGAUAUCAAAUGCCCCCGAAAAACAGCUGGUGAACAUUUAUCAGUGUAAGUUGAGUUGCCUUUUACGCGAAAAACGCGUAUUUUAUUCAGUGAGAAGUGUAAAGUACGAUGAUGAACAUGUGGAAAGUGCGGGAGUUAAUGGAUAAGGCGACUAACGUAGUAAUGAACUACACGGAAACAGAGGCCAAAGUUCGAGAAGCAACAAAUGAUGAUGCUUGGGGUCCAACAGGGGCAAUGAUGCAAGAACUGGCUCAAGCUACAUUCACGUACGAGCAGUUUCCCGAGGUAAUGUCCAUGUUAUGGAAAAGGAUGUUGCAAGAAAAUAAACGAAAUUGGCGUCGAACGUAUAAGUCUCUUCUACUGUUGAAUUAUCUAGUUCGCAAUGGUUCAGAAAGAGUAGUUACAUCGUCUAGAGAACACAUUUAUGAUCUGAAAUCUUUAGAGAAUUAUACCUGCAUCGAUGAAUUCGGCAAAGAUCAAGGGAUAAACAUUAGACACAAAGUUAGGGAAUUAAUUGAUUUCAUUCAAGAUGAUGACAAAUUGCGAGAAGAGAGGAAGAAAGCUAAGAAAAAUAAGGAUAAAUACGUGGGUUUGUCGAGCGAAGCAAUGGGUAUGAGAUUCGGUGGCGGUGAUAGAUGGACGGAUAGUCCAAAAUGGGGUAAAAGUAGUAUAGAUGCUUACAACGAUUGGGAUCGAGAUAGUCGAGGGAAAGGAUUUGAGGAUACAAAUAACAGCGAUGAUGGUGAAAGAGAAGAUUCUGAUAAUGAUGUUCACCCAAGUCCAAAAAGAGGAGGGAGAGAAUAUAGAGAUACAAUGGAUAACAUAGAUCGUAUUAAUAAGACAGCUGCAUCUACAGUUUCGACAAAUGCUUCACCAGCUCGUAUGCCAAGGGCUAUUAAAAAAGUAGAUUUAGGAGCAGCUGCAAAUUAUGGAAGAGAACAGUCCAAUAAUGGUAUAUCUGGAUCCCAAAAUAAUUCUCUGUCUAUCAAACAAAAAAGUAAAAAUGAUAUUCUAAAUGAUAUUUUUGAUUCUCAGAAUGAGAAUAAUACUAAAUCAGUUGUUGAUGAUGACGAAGAUGAUGAUGAUGAUCACGAUGAUAAUGAUGAUGAUUUUAAUCCAAGAGCAAAUACUCAACCUGCUGUACAGACUCCAAGUGCAAAUGCAGAUUUCGGUGAUUUUACUAGUGCAUUUGGUACACCGUCUGUAAAAACGAAAGACAGUAACGACGAAUUCGCAGAUUUUACAUCUGCCUUUAAUUCUUCUGUUACGAUAUCAAAUCAUCAGAUGCAGUCGCAAUCGUCGCAAGCGCAAAUAAAUUUGAUAGGAACAGCAAUACCAAAUAUUAAUAGUUCGAUAACGGAUAAUGUAAAUAACGCAAUGUUUAUGAAUACUCAAUCGGUUAGCACGCCUCCUUUUACGUCUCUGACUUCUGGAAAUACAUUUUCUCAAAAUCCUAGUAUGGAUAGUAAUGUAUUUGACACUUUGCAACCGCAAAUGCUCAGCAACCAGCAAACGGUAAACAAUAAUACAGCAUCUUCAAAUACGGAUCUUUUAUCAGACUUAGAUAGUUUAAAUUCUUUGAGCGCCGCCGGUUCAAUGGAUAGGCGAACGGAUAAUGCUAACUCUAAUUUCUUCAUGAAUAUGAAUUCGACAACACCUGUCGCCGUUAAUCAUGGAGCAUCCAAGAGGGAAAAAAGCAUCGCUUCAACUGAAAAUCUUUCGAAACACGCCGCAAAUCGACUUUUGGAAGAAUUGUGUUCCUCCGUGGGUUCAAUCAAAAAUCAGAAUAGUUUGGAGAAACUGAAAUCAUAUAUUUCUGAUUAUGUUAAAUAUUUUCCAGGCCCGCUUACUCCGCAAAAAUAUAGUAAUCUUGAUUUCGAUUUAGAAAUCGAUCCAAUGUUACAUGGAAAAAUUUUAGAAGAAGUUAUUGAAAAAUUUGAUCAUAAUUGGCCAUUAAGAGAAAAUACUUUAGAUCCGAUAUUAAAACAGCUGGUCAUUGUUGAGGGUAGCACAUUAGCAGUGUUUAAUGAAACUUUAAUCGCUUUAACUUCUGCUUUAAAAGAAACUAAGGAUAGAAAAAGAAUGUUUACAAUUUCAAUAAUUUUGGUAGAAUUAAUGAAAAGUGAUGCAUUGUUUUCUGCAAUAAUAGACGCAUGUAAGUGUCGAAUGCAAAACAAAAUGCAACAGGAGGAAUUUGAUGAAACAUGGCGAAACACGAUACAAAUUUUAAUUUCGUUACCCAGUCGUGUAGCUAAUAAAUUGGAAAAUAAUACAUUCGAUAGUUUUUCUCUUCCGAUGUAUUUUAAAGCAAUAAGUUUUUAUAUAGUUCGGGCAAUUUCCUUUAUAAGCGUUGGUUCGCAUUAUGGUAUCACAGCAGAUACAAAAUCACUCUCAUUUUUAAUCAACAAAUUGGUGAUUACUGCAAAAUCAGAAAAUUUCUUACCUCUUAUUGAAAUUUUAACAGAAUGGUGUUUCCAAAAUAAAAAUAAUGAACGAAAUACGAUAGAAAAUAUAUUAAGAACACUAGAUACACCUAGUAUUGAACCAGUAGCAGUAUUAUUUUUAAAACACUCCAGUAUACACUUUGGGGUGUAUCAAAUUUUUGGAAAUUUAAUAUCAGAUUCGAAUUGGAAGUACACGUUAACGACAAAAAUUCCCUUAAUGUGUUACUAUGACAAUAAUAAUUUAGUAAUAAACUUAAUAUCAUAUUUAGCAGAAUUUUUAAAUAGAGAUCACAUCUUGAUUGAUUUAUUAAUGAAACUUUUGGAUGUUUGGGGUGAUAAAAGUGCUUUAAAUCAUACUUCUUUAGAGCAGCAUACAUAUAUUACUAAAUUAAUAAUUAUGUGUAUAAGAAAAUCAAAACGGUAUUUAAAUUGGAAUCAAAAAAUUGAUAUUCAAGCAUUAUUAGCUUCCGGUAUGUCGAAUCACCUCCAAUGCACUCAUAUUAUUUUAAGAGCGAUAGGAAUGUCUGUUGGUGAAAUUUUCACUCAAGAAUUAUUUGAAUCAGAGAAUGGACAAAAACUUUCCUUUGAUUAUAACGGUAUGCCAACUGAAGUAAUAGAAUUAGUUGAAUCAUUGAAAAAACUACAUGUAGUAACAAGUUCAGAAACAGAGAAACACGCUAAAGUGAAUGAUCUAGUUUUUGAAGAUAUUGAAUUUAACACAUUAGGUGACAAGAAAAUGUACGAAUUAGGUAUUGAAUGUAACAUUUUGCCUAAAAAUGUGGUAGAAAUGAAACGUAAUAGUAAAAAUGCAGAAACAGAUUUGAGAGAAUCAAUUACUUCGUUUGAAAUCAUUUCAAAAGAUAAUGUAACAAAUGAAAGCAAUAUUGAAAGUAAUUCAGAAAUUGAUAGUGAUGAUGAUUUAGUACCAUACGAUAUGUCCUAUGAUACAAAGAUCAGCGAAAAAUUACGACCAGCCUAUUUGCGGGAUCUGCGCGAUAAUUUAGAAAAUGAAAAAACUUCAACAAACCCAGAUAUUUUUUUGGAAUCUCUAAAAGUUUCUGAGGAAUUAAUAUUAUCUCAAUUACCAGGCGACGACGAAUCUUUUGCAAUUGAAUUAUUGCGACUUUUUAUCGUGCUUAAAGAAAUUUGUUAUGUAGAAAAUUUUGAAAUAUUAAAAUUCAAAUCUUGCGUAGCUAUAGUGACUAUUUAUCCUAAAGAAUGUGCUGAAUUCUUGUGUAAACAGUUUUAUAUGGAUCUAGAUAUGUAUUCUGUAAGUCAAAGAUUAUUCUUCUUAGAUGUAUUGGCAGAAUCAGCAAGAAGAUUAUCAAAGAUUCCAGUUAAUAAAGAUAAAGAAGAUACAGUUAGUAAAGCAAAAGUAAAUCCAAAAAAGAAAAAAGUUUCAGACAAAGUAUCACUUUUCAUUAAUACAGAAAGUAGUCAGCGACAUAGAGUAUUAUAUAGCGAUGAUUUUGAAGAUUUUGAGAUGAUGGAAGAUCAAAUUACAGAUUGGUCUGAAAUUAUUAAUAAAAGAAUUGAAUCAAAUACAAAAAGGUAUACACAUACAAUGAAACCUUUGAAAACGUUUAAAAACAAAUUUGGAAAUGUGGCAUCUUCAUUUUUUUAUCCUUUGUUAUAUGGAUUUGGUAAACAAGGCACUUGUUUAAAUAGUGGAUCACAGAUCUUCUUAGAUCAAGAAAACAUCUUACUAAUUCAGUUCUUGAAAACAUUAUCCACUAUAAUGGUAGCAGCACAAAAUUGUCUAUUAGCUUCAAAACUGGGCAAAGAAAUUUUAGAAUUAUCAUGGACAUUGAGAUAUCAUGAUCAAGCAAAAGUUAGGAUGUCAGUGAUAGAAAAUGUUGAAGCUGUAUUAAUCGCAGUGCCUAAAGAUGUAAUCAUGAACGAAUUAUUUGAAACAGUUCUUGAAAUAAGACAAUGGCUUCUAGAUUCGUUUCAAAAUGUGAUCUGUGGUGAUCAUGACAAAGAAUGUAGGAGUUCAGCUGCUAGAGCCGUAUUUUUAAUCGACUCCAUUAUAGGUUCAACAUUUUUAAAAUGAACUAUAAUUAAAUAAAAAAUGUUAAUAUAAGUUAAAUAAUACGACAACGAAAAUAUUGCAAGAAAAAGUAAAAUAAUUUUAGAAGAUUUCAAACAUUUUGUAU